AUGUCGGGAGUCAAGGAUAGCUUCCUGGACCUCGAGCGGCACCGGCUGCAGCUCGAGGAGCAGGUUCAGAAGCUGCAGAAGGACUUGCAGCAUUGGCAGACCUGGGAUGCUGAGUAUGAGACACUCAAGGAGGAAGUCGACGACGUGCCCGAAGCCAACGCCGCCUCUCUCGCCCAUAUCAGAGAUGCAUUCCAGGGAGAACUGCUCAAACCACUUGAGAUUGACGACAUCUUCGGCGGUAAGAAUCUCAGGUCAAAGGAUCAGAUCAAGAAUGUUCUUGAUCGUCGCAUCGACUAUGUCACCAAGAACAUCGAGUCCCUGCAGAAGCAGCUUGAGGCUGCCGAAAACAAGUACGCUGCCGCCACCGUCAUCAGCCAACCCGAUGCCACCGAUGAAGACGGCCAACCCAUCACGGAAAUCAUCGAGCGGCUAGACGAUGAUGACAAUGUCAUCUCAUUCCAGCUAAACAAGCCAGGCAAUUCUUUGUCUCAAGUCAAGGAGGCCCUGGAGAAGGCAGGCGUGAAGGACAUCCCAGAUGCGGAACCGAACGCGACGCAGCAGAUCCCUCAGCAGCAAGCUCGCCAAACGGAAACCCUUCAACAACUAGUUGCCCAAGCUCAGCCGGCGAGCAAGAAGAUACAACAGCCCUUGAGAUCUGAAUCUCCGGCCAAUAAGGCCGUCUCUUUUACCUCCAAUACAAAGGCCGGAGACGAUCCGAAGCCUCAAGUGUCGAAGAAUGCGAAACGCGUCGAACAAAUCAUGAAGACUGCCAAGGAGCAGGAGACCCUCAGUGAGGAAAAGCCAGUCAUCCCCGAAGAUGAGGAUGAGGAUGACGCGGAGAUGCGCCGGCAAAUGCUCGCAUAUAGCAUGGGCGAAGUCGGUGCAGUGGUCGCCGAGUUGGAACUAGACGAAGGCGACACCGACGACGACGACGAUUAUGAGUUUGACUACAGUGAUGAGGGAUUCGAGGAUGAUGAAGACAAAUACGGGCGAUCUACUGGAAGUGUCCUGACAGAUGGUUACCGCCAACGCAUGCUCGAGUUGGAAAAGAAGCUGGGCAUCAAGUCUCGCUUCACUGCCCAAGAACCAGCCGAUAACGAUGAUGAUUCAAGCUCGGACGAUGAGCGGAUCGGUCGCAUUGUUGUGAAACCAAGUCCCGAGGCGCCAUCGUCCUCAUCACAGCCUGUCCCAUCAAAGUCGAUCAUCAAGGAGAAGCAGCUUGCAGAGACGAGCGGCAAGAAGGGUGUCCGGUUCGCCUCGAAUCUUGACAUCGCUCCCGAAGAUGAGCCUGCAACACAACGGGUCAAAGAGAUUACAGAAAAAGACGACGAGCCUCUGGUGGAGCCGUUGAGUGAUGUCGUGGAGCGAUCUGGUCCUGCCAAGUCGGCCGAAUCCAAGGCGAAUCGCAAACCGUCUCGCUUCAAGAAGUCGAGAGGCGAGGCUGCGACGGGUGACAGUAUCCCGCCAGGUCCUAUGGACCUGCCAGUGAGGUUCCUAGACCAAGAUCGGCCGACUGCGCCCACAGGUCCCGAGGGAACGACAAUAGCUGAUACCCUAGUUGAGCGCGAUACGAGGACGGCUCCCCAACCAACGGGGGAGUUUGAUGACGAUAUGACACAGGAUGCGGUUGCUGAUGAAUAUCAUCGAAUGCGCAAGAAGUUUAUCCAGCGAGAAGGUGGGUUCCUUAAAGAAGACGAAUCUCCGAUCCAGCCAUUGGACGAAGCCGAUGGAGGACCGGCGCGUGUUAGUCGCUUCAAGGCGGCGAAGCUGUCAAGACAAUGA
Molecule: messenger RNA, 1782 nt
Organism: Ilyonectria robusta
Lineage: Eukaryota; Fungi; Ascomycota; Sordariomycetes; Hypocreales; Nectriaceae
Product: Prefoldin subunit-domain-containing protein
Exons: 1
Coding region: 1-1782 (593 amino acids)
Biological process (GO): negative regulation of phosphatase activity; negative regulation of transcription by RNA polymerase II
Molecular function (GO): phosphatase inhibitor activity; transcription corepressor activity; chromatin binding
Source: RefSeq, a predicted model, not a curated record